This is a messenger RNA of Micropterus dolomieu (smallmouth bass), 2370 nucleotides long. RefSeq lists its product as uncharacterized. The record is from RefSeq and is a predicted model, not a curated record. Gene Ontology annotation, biological process: negative regulation of smoothened signaling pathway. NCBI's taxonomy places the organism in Eukaryota, Metazoa, Chordata, Actinopteri, Centrarchiformes, Centrarchidae. The transcript is spliced from 3 exons. Gene Ontology annotation, cellular component: Golgi apparatus; ciliary membrane. Bases 699 to 1202 code for a protein of 167 amino acids.
CUACAGACAUGGAGACGCAAGCUGACUGAAUUGUAUGUUUCCAUCGCUGAGAGAGGACAGCAUCGCUGCGAAACACACUCGCUGCGCUGUACAGAGGUUUUUUCUUGAAGGGGUGAAAUGACGGUCCGCAGCAUAUGAGUGUGGAGAUGUGAAGCUCUCGGAGAGCGGUUUGCUGCGAACAUGGGCGGCGUUUCCGUCUGUGUGUGUACAGAGGAAAGAAAACGCGUUCAUAUGGAGCGAGAGAGGUCUGGGGCUCCGUGCAGACUCAGGAAACAAGUCGACUGCAUGCACGAAUCCCCCUUCACUUAUAAUUAACCAUCGAUUAAAGCAAACACUUUAUGUAAAUUAUCCGCUCGCCUUUCCGCAAAUGUCGCUGGGAUGCAUCCGGAGCUAAGCGAUCCAUGAGCCCGGGCAGCGAUCCUCUCCUCCUGGGCUGGAGAAGGGACAGCAGGUCGGACCAGGCUCGGGUGUUGCAGGACUUAUGAAAAGGUUAUCUUUUGAGGGAACCGCCUGGGAUCAAACACGAUGUGGAGACAAAUCGUGGAUCAAAACGACCCCUUCACUAUCACCUCAAGUUCCCUGACGCUGGCUGGGAUGAUGGGACACGAGAUACGGGUUACCGACUUCUAAAUGCCCCGCCUCCUUUUAGGGCAGAUAGAGGCACCAAAACACUCUGACCUCCACCUGUGUCCACCGACAUGGAUAAACUCACCGUGAUAUCAGGAUGUCUCUUCCUCGCUGCAGACAUCUUCGCUAUCGCCAGCAUCGCCAACCCGGACUGGAUCAGCACCGGGGACUCAGCUGGCUCUCUCACUGUGGGUCUGAUCCGGCAAUGCCAGACCAUCCACGGCCGAGACCGAACCUGCAUGCCCCCGCAGCUGCCCCCAGAGUGGAUCAUCACGCUCUUCUUCAUCAUCCUGGGCAUCAUCUCCCUCACUGUCACCUGUGGUCUGCUGGUGAUGUCAAGCUGGCGCCGCGAGGCCGCCCGAUACGCCCGAUGGAUCGCCUUCACAGGGAUGGUUCUGUUCUGUAUGGCUGCUCUCAUAUUCCCAAUCGGCUUCUACAUCAACGAGGUUGGAGGACAGCCGUAUAAGCUCCCCAACAACACAGUGGUGGGCUCCUCCUAUGUACUCUUUGUCCUGUCCAUAUUCUUCACCAUAGUGGGACUGCUGUUUGCUGGGAAGGUAUGCCUGCCCGGCUGACAUACCCUCCUUCUCUCUUUGUACCUUUGGAGAAACGCCCCCAUUGAAGGCAACUUUUGUUAGAAUUGUCUCUUCUGUGGCAGUGUUGGAAAUAUCAUUGAAGUAGAACAAAACUGAGAAGCACCUGUUUGUGUUUUUCCUCUUGGAUGAACUGUCACUCGUAACUGCAGCCGAAAUCAUUGCGUCCAUCUUUUUGUUCAGGGACUGAGUAAUCGCAGAGAGCUCUGAAAUGGCCCUCGCCAUUAUCUGGUCUGAAGGAUGCGUGUACAGUGGUGAAAAAACCACGAUGCAAACAGAUUAAAACAUCAGGACUUAUCUGCCAUUUUAAGUUGAAAAAGAAUGACAGAUGCCCUUCUCAUCCACGAUGCACAUAUUGAGAUUACACUGUCAGGCCUGAUACUGGCCAAGCAAAGCACCAAAUAUCGGCCAGUCACUUCUAAUAUGAUGGAGGUCCUUCCCUGACCGCAGCUAUAUGGAACAAUCUGUAAUAUAUACAAUGAAGUUUCACUUUUUUGGGCACAUUUUAUUUAUUUCUUAAGGUAUUUUGUAUUUAAAUGUAUCACAGAGUUUCCCUGCCAUUAAUUAUUAUGUGUGGUGGAUCACUUUGCCUUAAAGAGCUGUUAACCUUAAAAUAACUAACAUUGUUGAGUUUCAUGGGAUCAGUUCUAGAAUUCUGGAUGCAUGAAAUGAUUGAGCAUAUAAAAUGUUAAAACUGGAAUGUAAAUGGUCUAUCUGCAAUAUCUGUCCAUAAUCCAACUCUUCUGUAUAUCAUUAUGGGGAUUAGUAAUCUAAAGUUGUACCCAUGGAUGUGUUACAGGAAGAUGAGCUGGUCUCUGUGAUGCAGUUGCGCUAAACCUUGACCUAAACAGUAUGGCUCGGCGGGUGAGCACCAGACUCGUAUCAACACGUCACACCUGUUCUGGUCUCUCGUCUACAGCUUUGUUAUUUUUAGUGAUGUAGUGAAUGUAGACUUCACAAUUUUGAAUGUCCCCUGUUGUUUAAACACUGUAUCAAUAAAUGACUGAAUCUCUGUUUUAUACAUUUGAGAUGUUGAUGCCUACUUCUGUAUAAAUGAACAGACGACCAGACUGUGUCAGUUUCUAGAAGCACUGUGACGUUCAUGAAUGAGCAUGGAGGAUGUCAUCUCAUUAAAAAUGGUCGGAACAUG